GGUGUUAGUCUUCAGCCCUCUCGUCAUGAUUAAUAGUUAAAAAACUUUUAUUUUCAUAAAAAAUAAAUUAUUUUUAAAUAUAAUUUCUCAAUCAAAAACAAUUUUUUUUUUCCAUUCAAAAGAAAUUUUAAAAUCAUUGAGCAAAUGAGCGUGGGUUUGUCUAACUGGCCUCCUUUGCGUUUGGUCCGAGCAAUCAGACGGGAGGAGUAGUUCCUGACCGUUCGAUGUUCAGAAGAAUCGAUCUCUACCCACUCAAAGUUCCGGACACGAAGACAACCCCAACCAGCUCUGAGCUUUUUCUCUGACGAGGCAUGGCGUGGAGUGGGCGGUGGUGCACCGGAAGUGGCGGCACAUGAAAGAUGCGCACAACGCCCCACUCCUCCCCCGCUUCCUGCUAGUCUGCGCCCUCGUGGCGUUGCGUGCGCCCCUGGUCCAGCCUCCUAACCUACGCCCAUCCUCCUCAUUUCCCGCUCCAAACAACAAGAGCUUCGCAACCAUCGUCGGAAGCAACAACACGACUGGUCUCGCGGGGAUCCACGGUUCGAACCUCACAGUCGCUGUCAUGUCGAAAGCUCGAGUCCAUGCCGAUGUCAAUGUUCUUCGUCCCAAAGCGUACUGGGAUUACGAGUCGCUCACCGUUCAGUGGGGAGAUCAGGAUGGCUAUGAGGUUGUUCGGAAAGUUGGAAGGGGAAAAUACAGUGAAGUUUUUGAAGGCAUAAAUGUCAACAACAAUGAACGGUGCAUAAUCAAGAUUCUGAAGCCUGUUAAGAAAAAAAAGAUAAAGAGGGAGAUAAAAAUACUUCAAAACCUUUGUGGUGGCCCCAAUAUUGUCAAGCUUCUCGAUAUUGUUAGAGAUCAGCACUCAAAAACUCCUAGCUUGAUAUUUGAGUACGUGAACAGUACGGACUUCAAAGUUUUGUACCCCACGUUGACUGAUUAUGACAUACGUUAUUACAUGUAUGAACUUCUGAAGGCAUUGGAUUACUGCCACUCUCAAGGAAUAAUGCACAGAGAUGUCAAGCCCCACAAUGUCAUGAUAGAUCAUGAAUUGAGAAAACUUCGCUUGAUAGACUGGGGUCUUGCUGAAUUCUACCAUCCUGGCAAGGAAUAUAAUGUUCGUGUGGCCUCAAGGUACUUCAAGGGGCCUGAGCUUCUUGUUGAUUUGCAAGACUAUGACUAUUCUUUGGACCUGUGGAGCCUUGGCUGUAUGUUUGCAGGAAUGAUAUUUCGCAAGGAACCAUUCUUCUAUGGCCACGACAAUCACGAUCAGCUUGUCAAAAUAGCAAAGGUACUAGGCACAGAUGAGUUGACUGCAUACUUGAAUAAAUAUGGAUUGGAGCUUGAUCCUCAACUUGAUGCCCUUGUAGGGAGGCACAGCAGGAAACCCUGGUCCAAAUUUAUUCAUGCAGAUAAUCAUCACCUGGUUUCUCAAGAGGCCAUUGAUUUUCUUGAUAAGCUUCUGCGUUAUGAUCAUCUGGAAAGGCUUACAGCAAGAGAAGCAAUGGUAAUCCUCUAUGGGCUAAUUUUCUGCACUUGGGUUCCUGUACUAUUGUUAUCUUUGAUAAUGACUCUUAUUUUAUUAUGCUAAUUUUUCCCUUCUAUUUUCUAUUUCUUAAUGACUGACUAAAGGGUAAUUCUACAUGAAGUACCACUUUUUCCAUACACUAGGAGAUUUUACUAUGUGCAUUAUUAGUGGCAAAUCAUCUUCCCCUGAUACACCCCCUAUGUGCACCCCAAAACGAGAGAAAAGCAGAGGGUAGGGGAAGAAAUCUAUUGACCCAGCCACCAACAAACAAUUAGAAGAAACAUUUGGGUACUGGGUUGGUCAGUAGCUGUUCUAUGUCUCCCUAGAUUUAAGUGUUGCAGCACCCGCAAUUUACAUCUCUGCCAUUUGUCGACACAUUUCUUUUGUACUUGGGCUUAAAAUCUUAUUACAUCAUAAUUUUCCAAUAAACUCAUGCUAAUUGGAAGUUUGCACAUCGGGCUGGGGUUUGAACAAGGGAUUUAUGGCAAUGGACCAGUUUUCUGAAAGCCAACUAAUUAUAGUGGUGAUAAGUUACCCUCAUUGCAAAUAUCCCCUCAAAAUCCUGAACUUGAUAAAAAUAUUUUUAAUGCAAGCUGUUCCGUUUAUAAUAAUAAUAAUAAUAAUAAUAACAAACACUUGGCUUGCGAUGGGGCGCAUUAACUAGUUUUUCCCACGCUUGUGUGUUUUUUGCUUCAGGCCCAUCCAUAUUUUCUUCAAGUAAGAGCUGCCGAGAGUAGCAGGAUGCGGACGCAGUAGCCUGUUAACCUGUAUUCUCAUACAUAAAAUCAGUUGUCUUCGCUUGAUAAUGUAGCAUCUUUGCAAUUAUUCACAUACUACAGCAUAAAACAUUGAGGCUGCCCUACAAUGGUUGUGUUGAUAUUCUCAUUUAAAUUGAUGUGUUUCUUUGUGCCUCUUCUAUCUUUUUGAAAGAUGCAUAUUGUUUUUUCUCUUGGCUUUCAUAUGAAAUUUUUAAUGGAGAAAGUGGAUCCUCCAAAUUUAUUAUGUAUACUUUAGAUUUUUUUAAAUUUGAGUCAUUCAACUAUUUUUAAAUAGUUUCAAA
Malania oleifera is the source of this 2585-nucleotide messenger RNA. RefSeq names its product casein kinase II subunit alpha-2-like. The coding region runs from base 353 to 1588 and encodes 411 amino acids. Gene Ontology annotation, biological process: protein phosphorylation. NCBI's taxonomy places the organism in Eukaryota, Viridiplantae, Streptophyta, Magnoliopsida, Santalales, Ximeniaceae. The record is from RefSeq and is a predicted model, not a curated record. Gene Ontology annotation, cellular component: nucleus; cytosol; protein kinase CK2 complex. The transcript is spliced from 9 exons. Gene Ontology annotation, molecular function: ATP binding; protein serine/threonine kinase activity.